Priapulus caudatus is the source of this 231-nucleotide messenger RNA. RefSeq names its product zinc finger SWIM domain-containing protein 8-like. NCBI's taxonomy places the organism in Eukaryota, Metazoa, Priapulida, Priapulimorpha, Priapulimorphida, Priapulidae. Gene Ontology annotation, cellular component: Cul2-RING ubiquitin ligase complex. The record is from RefSeq and is a predicted model, not a curated record.
UUGUUUGCGAGAGCGGAGGCGUUGCACGGACACGGCCACAGCCGUGAGGCGGUCAAGCUGGCGGUCAAGCUGGCAGAGGAGCUGCUACAGAACCCACCGGACCUCUUAGCUCAGGUACCUCCUACACCAACCAAAGGCAAGAAGAAGAAGAAUCAAGGCACUUUACUAAAGAUUAGCACGUUGGCAAGCAACACGCUGGCUAAGGUGGCGUUUCUAUGUGUGACCCCCUGA